This is a messenger RNA of Prunus mume (Japanese apricot), 1124 nucleotides long. The record is from RefSeq and is a predicted model, not a curated record. Lineage: Eukaryota; Viridiplantae; Streptophyta; Magnoliopsida; Rosales; Rosaceae.
UUGCCUAUAUAAAGCAACCCCUAUUCUCACUUUCAAUUUCAAAUCCAUCCAAUCCAAGACAACUUACUUUCUACUCAAAAAAUCAAUCUACAAUCUCAAUUGUUUCUUUGUGUUGUUGUGAGAUCCUUGAAAAUGGCGAAUUACCAGAACCAAUAUGGUGCAACUCCCCAAUCUACAAAUGAGUAUGGGAACCCACUCACCACCUACACCAGAUCAGAGCCCCAAUCUACAGAUGAGUAUGGGAACCCACUCACCACCUACACCCAAUCUACAGAUGAGUAUGGGAACCAAUCUACAGAUGAGUAUGGGAACCCAGUCACCACCUACACCAGAUCAGAGCCCCACUAUACAGAUGAGUAUGGGAACCCAGUCCGCGAAAGGGGGAUGAUGGACAAGAUCAAGGAGAAGCUCCCAGGUACUCAUGACCCCUACUCAUCUCAUUCUCAGACAACCUACCCCACUGCACGUUACGGUGAAACCGGAUACACUGGAUCGGAGCAGCACCAUGGGAGGAUGGAGAAGAUUACUGACCCCUACUCAUCUCAUUCUCAUACUACCGGCACCACUGCAUCUUACGAUGGAACCGGCUACACCGGAACAGAGUACCGCCAGCGGAAGGGCACGAUGGACAAAAUCAAGGAUAAGCUGACUGGGACUGGGGGACAUAGGGCGGAUGAUCCCUACUCAUCUCAUUACCAUACUCAUACAACCGCCACCACCACACCUUACGGUGACACCACCACCACACCUUACGGUGGCACCACCACUACAUCUUCACCUUACGGUGGCACCACCACCACAUCUUCACCUUACGGUGGCACCACCACCACACCUUCACCUUACGGUGGCACCGCCACCACCACCUACCCCCGUGAAAAGAAGGGCAUGAUGGACAAGAUCAUAGACAAACUUGAUGGACGACAUUAUUAAAUCACUUCAUAUAUAAUAAUAAAUAGGGUUAUGUAAGAGAUAGAUACGCUAGGUGUCGUUUUGUGUUCAAUGUUUUAGUAUGAUGUGUAUAAUAAGCGGUGCUUGGUAUAGUUCUUAUGUUUGUGAACACCGAGCUCUGCGGCAUGUCCUUUGUAUUUUGUGAUGCGUACUUUGUAUGUCCUUAUAUCUAUAUA